ACAUGAAAAGGCACGAAUUCCAUUUUGUUCGCAGGGACUUCAGCAUAAAAUUCGGGCACUUGAAGACGACGAGUGGAAGUCCGUGGCAAAUUUGGAGAUGCAGCCCCGGCGGCCUCAGAUGAGAACUCUCAGCCACCGGCUGAGCCUGAAGUCCUGUGACGGAGAGGAGGCGGGGUCCAGGAGCUUAAAGACCAUCAGAUGGUCAGUCCUACAGAUGCACGUCGACUACCAUCAUUUUCGACAAAUACAAGAGCAGAUUUUAGAGACCGAACCAUCGUAAUGUUCGUGCACUCUUGACUGCUCACUGUAACGGGUUACUCGAAAUUCAAUCCGUGGAUUGAGUUUUAGAAUGGAGUCUCGUAUCAAUGUACAGAUUUUAGUCGUGAUUAUUUCGACAAUUUUUGUGGUCUGUCAUUCGUCUCCAGCAGAGGACGAUGUCGCUACCUCGGCCUUCUUGAAAUCAAGCAGCAGCAGAGUGAGCUUCUGGAAAGAGAACGAGCAGUGGCUUAAGUCGUUCGUGGGUGCAAUCGAUGACGAUGAAGAUCUCGGCGACAAGUGGCCCAAGCUUGAGCUCAGCUGGCGCCUGUUUAUGGGCACUUUGGUGGGAUUCGCUGGAUCCGCAUUGGGUAGCGCAGCUGGAGUGGGAGGCGGGGGAUUUUACUUAACAAUGCUCAAUUUGUUCAUCGGCUUCGACGCCAAGACAUCAACCGCUCUCUCCAAAGCGAUGGUGAUGGGGGCUGCCGUCGCGUCUACGCUUUUCAAUCUCAGAGAGAGGCACCCUACGGAGAAGAAUAAGCCUGUCAUCGAUUAUUCCAUGGCAGUUCUGUUUCAGCCCUUACUGCUCGUGGGAAUCAGUAUCGGAGUUAUUUUUAACGUAAUGCUGCCUGAGUGGCUGAUCACCGUGUUCCUGUGCGUUCUAUUCUUUCAAAUAAGCUCGGGGGCCAUCUCCAGAGCGAAUGAAUUGUCGCGGCGAGAGAAAAUGCUGCGGAAGACCGAGCAAUGUGCAACCGCGGAAGGCGAAUGCGGAAGCGGAGAGUACGUUGCCAUCAGCUCGGGAGAUGAAUCACCAGCGGAAGCUGAAGAAAAUGUUCCGACACCUUUCAAGCUCAUGAUCGUGUGGAGCAAGACGGCAAUGUUGUUGGUCACCUGGGCCAUCUUUCUCUUACUGCAAAUCACCAAAUUGUACGUCCCAGACUGCUCCGCCUGGUACUGGAUUCUGAAUGCCGUACAGAUUCCUGUGGCGCUAGGAGUCACAUGUUAUGAGGCGUGGAACCAAAAGCGGAAUCAGAGACACCAACUUCAUUCAGAAUUGGGCGUGCCAGACGAGAGGAAGGCUCCAUCGGGAUUAUGGAAGUAUUUUCUGUACGCAACUUACGGCCUCGGAGGUGGGAUCAUUGGUGGCCUUCUCGGAGUAGGCGGGGGUGCGAUCAUGGGACCUGCGUAUUUAGAGCUGGGAUUGCCUCCUCAGGUCGCCAGUUCCACUGCCAGCUUCGUCAUGGUCUUCUCUUCAUCCCUGUCUGUGAUGGAAUACUGGCUUCUGGAUCGACUCCCUGGGGCCUACGGAGUUUAUUGCGUAUCGCUGGCGGUGGUGGCAUCUCUGUGCGGCCAGGUUAUCAUCAAGAGAGUCGUUCAAGCAACUGGCAGGGCUUCCUUGAUAGUGUACACAUUAGCUUUCAGUGUCUUGGCCUCUGGAAUUGUACUCACCAUCUUGGGAGCGAUCAGAAUCUACAUCACAUGGACCUCAGGAGGCUACAUGGGAUUUAACAGCGUAUGCGCAGCUCCGUGACGAGAGCUUUAAGAGCAAAGCUCAUAUUAGAAUUGGGGAAGGAGGCAGAGACCGAUGCAGUCGCUCCACCAUAGUCGAAGCGCAUGGUGGUGCAUGCACCGUAACUGCCCUCGAUCCGUCAGCUGCAGCUGUCACAGUCGAGAAGCGAAUCGGGGUCCACGAUCACACCCAACUGCCUUCCCUUUGUUCCCUACGUACAAGCUUCAGCAGCCUUAGAAGUGCCUUGAUCACCAACAAAGUAUACCACGUACGCACACCUGCUGCAGAGAUUCGACACAUGGAUGGUACUGUGCAGCUUUUCACUGGACUUCUUCUUGGAACUACUCCAUGCGUCCUGAUGCAAACUGAUUUUGGCUCACACAUUGGAAGUAAGCAUAAAGACUGGAGAUCGGUCAAGUAGAGGGCAGCAGCUUUCAGCUUUUGUCGUAAUUGAAGGUUGUUGGGGAGGACGACAUGUGCUCCUUUCCUCCACCAGUGUUUUUUGGUGACGCCUUUUCUGUUAUAAUCGAGUAGUGUAUAUGAAUCAUACAUAACGCGGAAGGCCUUCACCCCGUGGAAGAGGUAGUUUCAAGUAGCUGUGUACAACAUUUUUUGGCCUCGAUAUUUCUCUUUCCUUCAAGAAUAUGCGAGGGGUUGCCGUGAAUAGAAAUACGACCCCCUUAUUGCAACAAUUGGUUCACGUUACGUGAACUUUGUGAAGCAUAUAUCGCAUUUUCUACCAUAAACCUGGAACCAACAAAAUGACUUUUGGUGUUCCUUUCACGAGAUCCGCGUUGUGGGGAUAGCUUGGACCUUCAAACUGAAGCAGAAAGCUUCACACCGGAUGCUUUCGAAAUUUUGUGCUUGCGUGUGGCGUGGGCCUUUACUCUCUUGCUCAACUCAUCUCCAGUCAACA
Molecule: messenger RNA, 2681 nt
Organism: Marchantia polymorpha subsp. ruderalis
Lineage: Eukaryota; Viridiplantae; Streptophyta; Marchantiopsida; Marchantiales; Marchantiaceae
Source: the annotation of a GenBank genome assembly